AUGCAAUCUAAAACGAAGCCUUAUUCUUUGAAAAGCACGGUGUGGCAUAACGCUCUUCCUAAGAGGAGUUCAGUUGUGAUAUGGAAGGCUUUGUCGGGGAGUCUCAGCUUUGAUGAUAGGGUACGUCAAAUUGGAGUGGCUAUGGCGUCUCGGUGCAAUUGUUGCACGACUGGCCAUGAGGAGGACUCAAACCAUGUUUUAAGUGCUGGAGACUUUGCAGAUGAGGUGUGGAGGAGACUUUCAUUGGCACUUAGUGUUAGGUGGCGUACAAGGCAGUCCUGGUGGGAUAGGAUAAAAUUUGGUGGCAAGAGCUAUGAGAUCCUCUCAACUAGGAUGCUUACAAUGAUUUAUCCCAUGUUUAGUAACUUGAAGCACUUAGCAACUAAUGUUAAAAAGACCAGAGUAUUAACACGGGAAGAGGAAAAGUUUCUAACAGAUAUGGGCAUUCCUUGUGUCGUCAGGAUAUUAUCACCAGUACAUUUGGUGACUUGGAAGAAACCGAUGCUUGGGAGAGCAAAGCUUAAUGUAGAUGGAAGUAGUUUGGGAAACCCGAGCCAGGCAUGUGGAGGAGGAGUGAUUUGUAAUGAUAAAGGGAUGGUGCUGGCAGCGUUUGCCACUAAUUUUGGGAUAGCAUCGAAUAAUGAAGCUGAGCUGAGAGCUCUGCUUGAGGGUCUUAAACUUUGCCAACAUAUAGGAGUUUUCCAUGUUGAUGUUGAAUGUGAUUCCAAGAUUGUUGUAGAAUGGAUGUUGAAACGCAAGUGCACUGUUUGGUAUUUGUGGGAUUUUUGGGAGGAGUUAUUGAAUUUGAUGAAUUUAUUUGAGAUUCAGGUAUCACACCAGUUUCAGGAAGGGAAUCAAGUGGCGGAUUUCCUAGCAAAAAUGGGUGCACAUGGAGUAACGCAGCGUUUUAGUAUUGGCUUGCCUAUGUAUGCUCGAGGUCUUGCACGAUUGGACCGCAUUGGAGUUCCCUAUAUUCGAAAGUGA
Messenger RNA from Fraxinus pennsylvanica, 984 nucleotides. Lineage: Eukaryota; Viridiplantae; Streptophyta; Magnoliopsida; Lamiales; Oleaceae. The record is from the annotation of a GenBank genome assembly.